Molecule: messenger RNA, 1467 nt
Organism: Strigops habroptila (Kakapo)
Lineage: Eukaryota; Metazoa; Chordata; Aves; Psittaciformes; Psittacidae
Gene: CIBAR1
Product: CBY1 interacting BAR domain containing 1
Exons: 10
Coding region: 438-1343 (301 amino acids)
Biological process (GO): cilium assembly
Cellular component (GO): ciliary basal body; ciliary transition zone
Source: RefSeq, a predicted model, not a curated record
UUUUUCCCCAUGGCUGCCCAACCUCAGCUGCUCUCCCUGGCAGACCGGUGGGCUGCUUCCCCUGGUACCGCUUCUCGCUUGCCAAGCCUGGAAGGAGUAUUUACCGAAAGAUGAGUUUUAUGGAUUUAUUACUUUUUGAAUGAGGCAGACUCCAGCCUUCCCGCUGUCUGCUCCUGAGCCUCGCCGGGCCUUGAGCUACACUUCUCCGGGGGCAGCCAGCUCAGAAACGAGAGGCCCCGGCCCAGCCCCUGCCCUGCGGCGAGCGCGAGCCCCGGCCGCCCGGCGCCCUCUGACACGGCACCCGGAGCCGCCCCGCCGCCCCGCGCAGGCCGCGCCGGGGCGGGGCCGAGGGAGGGCGUGCGGCGGUUGGCGUCCAUGGAAACCGAGCGCACGCGGAGCACCGCCCUUCUUCUCGCCGGGCUGUUGCCGCCGCCAUCAUGAUGCUGCUGGGCCGCGGGAUGGACGCCAGGGACAAUCAGACUAGACAAAUACAAGAUGCUGUUUCAAAUGUGGAAAAACAUUUUGGUGAAUUGUGCCAAAUAUUUGCUGGAUAUGUACGUAAAACUGCCAGACUACGAGACAAAGCAGAUCUUCUAGUAAAUGAAGUAUAUGCAUAUGCAGCCACAGAGACACCAAACUUAAAAGUUGGACUGAAAAACUUUGCAGAUGAAUUUUCCAGACUUCAGGACUAUCGCCAGGCAGAGGUUGACAGGCUUGAAGCCAAGGUUGUUGAACCUCUGAAAAGUUAUGGGACCAUAGUGAAGCUUAAAAGGAAUGAUCUUAAAGCAACUUUAACAGCAAAGAACCGAGAAGCCAAGCAAUUGUCUCAACUGGAAAAGACACGUCAGCGGAAUCCAUCGGAUCGACACAUUAUUUCACAGGCUGAAAGUGAAUUGCAGAGAGCUUCACUGGAUGCUACUCGAACAACUCAGCAAUUAAAGGAAACCAUUGAUAACUUUGAAAAGCAGAAAAUAAGGGACAUAAAAAACAUAUUUUCUGAAUUUAUAACCAUUGAAAUGUUAUUCCAUGGGAAAGCUUUAGAGAUAUAUACUGCUGCCUACCAAAAUAUCCAAAAUAUUGAUGAAGAAGAAGAUUUAGAGGUUUUUCGGAGCUCACUUCAUCCACCAGACUACCAAUCUCGCUUAGACAUAGUUCGUGCAAAUUCCAAGUCGCCCAUGCAAAGAACUGGCUCCUUAAAAUCUUCAUUGAGAACAGUACAGAUUUCCAGCAGUAUGCUAAGAAAAGAGGAAGAAGAGGAGGAGGAAGAAGAUGAUGAAGAUGAAGAGGAGGAAGAUGACGAAGAGGACGAAUUAGAUGCUACAAAGGAAGCUUGCCUAAGAUGACUUUUGAUUCCUUUACACAUACAGAAUGAACGUUCACCAAGAAGGACCUAGCCCAGUAUCUACUUUGAAUGCUGCUUUCCUUUUAAAUAAAAGUGCCUUCAUAAUAAAACUAAUUGAUAUUUUA